AUGAACCAACUAGCAACCAAGUUAGGUUUAUCAUCUGAGCUUCAAUUCUACGAGGUCUAUUCAAUAGAUGAACCUGAACUUAUGACCCAUAUACCGCGACCCGCUUUGGCUUUGCUUGCUGUCAUACCACUUACCCCAGCCUGGGAGCAGGCUCGGAACGCCGAAGACGCCGAAAAGAAUUGGUACACCGGCUCCGGUCCAGACGAGCCAGUUAUCUGGUUUAAGCAAACUAUUGGACAUGCAUGCGGCUCGAUUGGUUUGCUUCAUAGUGCCAUCAAUGGCCCAGCUGCUGAUUUCAUCGAGCCCAGUUCUGAUCUGGCAGAUAUACGAAGCGUUGCUAUACCGCUAGGUAUCACCCAACGCGCCAAGAUGCUGUAUGACUGCGAGCCAUUUGAACGCGCUCACAAGUCCGUUGAGCAAGCUGGUGACAGCCAUGCUCAUCCCGCAAUUGAGCGUGACGGUGGUCAUUUCGUGAGUUUCGUUAAGUGUAACGGGAAACCCUGGGAGCUUGAAGGAUCGAGAAAGGGUCCCCUAGAUAGAGGAAGUCUGGCUGAUGACGAGGAUGUUCUCAGUCCGCGGGCACUUGAACUUGGUAUCAAAAGGAUCAUGAGAAUGAAUGUGGAUAGCGGGGAGGACGAUGUUCAUUUUAGCUGCAUUGCUUUGGCGCGAAGGGUGUAG
Messenger RNA from Bipolaris victoriae FI3, 678 nucleotides. RefSeq lists its product as hypothetical. The coding region runs from base 1 to 678 and encodes 225 amino acids. The transcript has a single exon. Gene Ontology annotation, molecular function: cysteine-type deubiquitinase activity. Gene Ontology annotation, cellular component: cytoplasm. The record is from RefSeq and is a predicted model, not a curated record. NCBI's taxonomy places the organism in Eukaryota, Fungi, Ascomycota, Dothideomycetes, Pleosporales, Pleosporaceae. Gene Ontology annotation, biological process: protein deubiquitination; ubiquitin-dependent protein catabolic process.